AUGGUGCUACAAGCGAAGACUAGUUUAGCACUAACAUACUCGCCGCAUUUUCCAUCAUCCUCUUCUCACCCCCCUCCUCAAAUCUUCAACUUCAAACUCAAACCCUCACCUCUCUCACUCACUCUCAGGCGCCGCCGAAUACCACCCACAGUGGCAUCCGCCGUCGAGGAAAAAAAUCAGCCUAGCUCCAAACCCGAACCCGAACCGGAAUCCGAACCCGAACCAGACUCCAAUGAGUCCGAUUUAGCAUCGGAAUUGAAGAAAGCGAUGCAAGAGAGAAAGGAGAAAGAAGGCGAUAAUUUCUGGAACGGAGUUGUUAACGAGAUCGGUGAAAUUGAGUGGCCUGAGUUUGGGAAGGUUUUGGGAACAACCGGUGUUGUUCUUAGUGUUAUCUUUGGUUCUAGCGUUGUUUUGCUCACUGUUAAUGCUGUUUUAGCUGAGCUUUCUGAUAAGGUUUUUGCAGGCAAAGGGAUUCAGGAUUUCUUCACCUGA
Lathyrus sativus (Indian pea) is the source of this 492-nucleotide messenger RNA. NCBI's taxonomy places the organism in Eukaryota, Viridiplantae, Streptophyta, Magnoliopsida, Fabales, Fabaceae. The record is from the annotation of a GenBank genome assembly.